CCGGCCCAACUGGGAACCCCCCGCAGCGGGCGCAGCAAAAGGCGGCGCUCGUACCCCGGCGGCCGCCCCGCUCCGGGUCCGCCCCGCUGCCGCGCUCGACGCCCGGUGCGGCGCAGGCUGGGAGCUGAGGGGGCGGGCGGCGUCCCCUCUCUACAGUUAAAAAUCAGCUGCUUCUCAGGGCCGGGCACGGGCUCCCCGAGGCUGCCUUUCCCCGGAGUAGCGACAGAGCGGCGGGGAGGAGGGGCCGGCCCCGCGGGCCAUGGCGGCGGGCGGGCCCUGCGGCAGGGCGGGCGCGGCGCGGCGGCCUCCCCGGGUGCCACCGGGGUUGGGCCGCCGCGGGUGUUCACCCCGGCCGCUGCGGGCGCCGGGCCCAGCAACAAGUCAAGGAGCUUUGCUGCCAGGCCUGAGGAAUGUUCUGAAACUGUAAAUGCUGGAAUUAACAGUCUGUAUUUGAUGCCUUCCAUAGAACCAAAACCUAGUUUGGGCAUUGAGAGCAUGCCAUCAGAAAUGCUGAUGAAGAUAUUUUCCUAUUUGGAUGCUGCGUCUCUAUUAUAUGUUGGAUGUGUGAAUAAGCACUUCUAUCAUCUGGCCAAUGACAAUGGAAUCUGGCUGAAAAUCUAUUCCAGCUGUUUUCAACCAAAAAGGACAAUUUGGACAGUGAAGUCUGAACAAACAGAAACUGUUUCCUUGGGCUGUGCUGCUCUACAUGAUAGAAAGCCUGGGUACUGGAAGAAAGAAUACAUCUUCAAACAAAUAGCUGCUGUCAAAACUAGAGUAAUGCGGCUUGUUAAACCUGUAGAUCCGUGUACAGGUCUUCCAUGUAAAAACAAGGAAGCUAUGAAAGCCUGUGGCUUGAGUUGGAUAAUUGUUCUAAAGGACAAAAAUGGAAAGGAACAUGUAAUGGAGAAGGCUAACCUAUCAUUUAAGGACACAUCUGUUACUAUACUUUGGUACAGUACAAAUUGGCCAUGCAUAGACAUCCUGUCAACCCUAAAACUAUUUGGAGUUAUUCCCGUGUUUCCUGACCAAAGCAGACCUGCCAGCAAGAAUGGACCUCAUCGACGUUCUUUAAUUGCUGAAUACUGUCUUGCUAACCUGACUGAAAGUAGUGCAGCAGUUGGUGCUGAUAAGCUUGUCCAGCUCUUCAGUCUGAAUCCAGGACUCUUAGUAGGACUUUGGAAGGAGAAAAAUGAAAUUGCUUUUGUUAUGGCGAGUCUUCAUUAUCAUCAACUUCUUGAGAGAAGCACUUUGGGUUCUGCUACUGUUCAAUAUACCCUUCCGCCUCAUAAACCUGUAUUGGAUGAUGUUGACCCAGAAUAUGGACUGCACGACUACAACCUACAUCUUGAUAUGCACAGUGGGAGCUGUGCCUACCUGUGUGGAACUUUCAAGGGCCUCUUCUGCAGAAAAGGUGACAUUGCAAAUGGGUAUUUGAGGCUCACAGUUGUAAGCAUAGAGGAUAGUAUGAAGCACUUGCCUCUUACUGGAAGACUUGGCUUAUCCUGGAAAACAGAUGUGUUUAAAGGCAAUGUAAAGGACUGCUAUGUGAUGGACGUUACUCUCUUGGAUGAAACUGGAAAGCCCUUCUGGUGUUUCAGUGCCCCAGUCCACAUGGAACUGUCCUCCAAGGCAUCCUGCCUUUUUGACUAUAUGGGUCAUACCUAUACCACAGAUUAUGCAGAUUCAGAGGGUAAAGUCAGUGUUGAAUUGGUAUGGUUGGAAGAAACCAAGGAGUAUUUUAUAGUCAAUUUGGUGCUUUAUAUAAGCACCAAAAAGGUAAAUAACUGGUAUGGAACAAAUUAUUGACUUAAUUAGGUCACUAAUUUCCUUGCUUAAAAAAAAAAAAAGGCAAAAAACACACUAAACUUUUGAUGUUUAAAAUUUAUAGCAAUGAAUAAGACUGUUCCUGCAAGUUUUUCGUUAACAAGUGCAAUUGCAUAUUUUUUUUUUUUUUAAUUGGCAUUGGAGAGAUUGAAGAGACAUAUUGAUAUAAAUGAAUUUUUUUCUUCUCUGUUGAACAUCACUUGGUUAGUCUGUUUCUGGUACUGGGUAUAUUGAAAUUAUUUUCAGGAAUAUUUUUCUGUAUACAUACUUGUUACUAUGGCUUACGGUUAACAAAUUACUUCUUGUGAGAGCCAUACUGUGAAGAUGCCUUACCUUAUGUAAGCUACACUGUUUUUGAGAACAUUGACUUUUAUGCCUAGUAGUAAAACAGCGUGUGUGCUGUUCCAUUCAGAUUUGUUAGAGGGUUAUUGGUAAAUAAUAGCUUUUGACAGGUUUUGUUAAAUACAGAAAUACUUCUUUUUUUCAGAAAAUACUUCACUUGAAUCCUAGUAGAGGAUUUAAAAGGUAGACAGGAAGUCACACAUCUGAACAAUAUGGCAGUUAAGGCAUUUGUUAAGAAAAUCACAUAUAAUAUCUAUUGUGAGAUUUCUUUAAAUUUCUGUUUGCUCUGUUUUCCCAUAUUUAACCUUCUGUCUGAGUCUAGAUACUUGCCUCACGUAUUGGCCUAUGAAUAAGCGUCCCAAUUAUCAGCACAGCUGAGUUCAUAUCUGCUCAUAAGGUACUUAACAUUCAGUUGGUUUGGAAACAGUGCAUAUAUGAUACUGCUUAUCUAACAUUAAAUAUUCAUAUAAAAA
Messenger RNA from Tyto alba (common barn owl), 2639 nucleotides. It is a transcript of the gene FBXO15, whose product is annotated as F-box protein 15. The transcript is spliced from 10 exons. NCBI's taxonomy places the organism in Eukaryota, Metazoa, Chordata, Aves, Strigiformes, Tytonidae. The record is from RefSeq and is a predicted model, not a curated record. Gene Ontology annotation, molecular function: protein binding. The coding region runs from base 454 to 1806 and encodes 450 amino acids.